AUGAACAUCAACAAGAAGUUCGACCGACUGAAGCAAUGGACGGGGGAGAAGAUGGGCCAGGAAUCCAAGACCAACGUGUCUGAGGAGUUCAAGGCACUGGAGAUGGAGAUGUCACUCCGCCAUGAGGGGAUGGACAAACUACAAAAGUCCAUGACCGCCUACGUCAAGUCCCUCUCGAGACGCACCGACGUGGAGGAUAAGGAGAAGUCUUUGCCAGUGUCCUACCUGGCCCAAACGAUGAUACACCAUGGCGAGGAUUUCGAGCCAGAUUCCGACUUUGGCAACUGCCUGAUCAGCAUGGGCCGGACAAAUGAGAGAAUUGCCCGGAUCCAGGAGGCCUACGUCGUAAAUGUCACUGGAGGCUGGUUGGAGUCGGUCGAGAGAACGUUGAUCAUGAUGAAGGAAUACCAGGUUGCCCGGAAGAAGCUCGAACAACGUCGACUCGCAUACGACGCGUCCAUCUCCAAGAUGCAAAAGGCCAAGAAAGACGACUUCAGAGUCGAGGAGGAAGUUCGCGCACAGAAGGUCAAGUACGAGGAGUCCAAUGAAGAUGUUUUCAGACGCAUGCAGGAUAUCAAGGAGUCUGAGGCCGAGAGUGUUACUGAUCUCGGAGCAUUCGUGGAAUCACAACUCGACUACUAUGAUAAGUGCCGUGAGGAGCUGCUCCGCCUGAAGAGAGACUGGCCCGCUGGACGUAACAACCCGCGAUCCCGCUCCAACACGCUGAAUACGGCCCAUGCAUAUAGCGAGAGAUACCAAGAGGACGUACCCCCAGUGCCAGAGAUCAGACCGUCCAUCAAAUCUCAAGGACGCGUUGCGUCUUCGGCUCGUCUCGAGCCCCGUAGCGAUCACCGCGACGACUACCCCCAAUCCGAAUCUCCUUCGGUGCAAAGCUUUGGUCGAUCCCCCACAUUUCAAGGUCCUAACAGCAUAGCCCGCGAAAGGUCCCCCCAUUCAGCCUACCGCCAGCAAACAGUUCCUCAAGACCCGGCUUCCCUCCGCGCAAACCUCCGGACAACCAGCCGAGCCAACACGCGUGGCCAAGAUGUCUUUGGUGACCCUUCCGAUGACUCCACCUUGAACAGUGCCAGCCCAGACCGGUCCUACAGUGCUAGAUCUGUCAGCCCGGCGACUUCCAACGGAAGCUUGGGGGGAAGCAGGAAUGCCAGUUACUCGACCGUCCACAGCGCUCCGAACCGAAACAAAGGACCGCCUCCACCACCUCCUAGCAGAGCAAAGAAGCCUCCGCCACCACCGCCCAUCAAGCGAGCUGAGACCAGUCUGCAUGGUCGAUACUGA
Messenger RNA from Drepanopeziza brunnea f. sp. 'multigermtubi' MB_m1, 1299 nucleotides. Lineage: Eukaryota; Fungi; Ascomycota; Leotiomycetes; Helotiales; Drepanopezizaceae. The record is from RefSeq and is a predicted model, not a curated record.